Messenger RNA from Cylicocyclus nassatus, 348 nucleotides. The record is from the annotation of a GenBank genome assembly. Lineage: Eukaryota; Metazoa; Nematoda; Chromadorea; Rhabditida; Strongylidae.
AUGCUUCAGAACCGCGCGAGAGCUGCUGCAGAAGCUCCAGAAGAAGGACUAGGACAAGAAGAAGGAGGACAGCCACCUCCAGCGGAACCCGAAGCUCCUGUACAGUCAGGAGAGCCGGAACAUGCUCAGCCGAAAGAGUCAGCUGAGGCAAAACCGCCAUCUGGUGAAAAUGCAUCGAAAGGGUCAUCUGUCGGAUCUGUUGAAACAGGACAAAAGACUCCUGAAUCUGGCGAGCGCGCAUCACUGGCUGGAUCAGUUGAUGGAGGACGAAAAACCCCCGAGGCUGUCGACCGUGGCUCGCGUGGCUCCGCCGAUCAGCAUGAGCCUGUGCCAGAUGAGGUGCGUUAG